This is a messenger RNA of Sarcophilus harrisii (Tasmanian devil), 5752 nucleotides long. RefSeq names its product F-box and leucine rich repeat protein 16 (gene FBXL16). The transcript has 6 exons. Gene Ontology annotation, cellular component: SCF ubiquitin ligase complex. Gene Ontology annotation, biological process: SCF-dependent proteasomal ubiquitin-dependent protein catabolic process. Bases 812 to 2305 code for a protein of 497 amino acids. The record is from RefSeq and is a predicted model, not a curated record. NCBI's taxonomy places the organism in Eukaryota, Metazoa, Chordata, Mammalia, Dasyuromorphia, Dasyuridae. Gene Ontology annotation, molecular function: protein binding.
UGCACGCGUGAGCCCUGCACAUGCCUGUAGACACAUGUGUGUGCUAUGUAUGCGCGAGGACAGCCGGUCCCUGACUUGGGGCUCCGGAAAGCGGAGAAGUUUCAGUCCCCCCUAUUGUCUGUCCCAGGGAGAGGCCACUCCUGCGGAGACUCCCGGCUGGGGGACCCGAGCCAGCUCUCGUGGCCUCAUGCAUUAUUGAUAAUAAUGGCUGUGUCUCUUUAACUGGGAUUGGUUUACGACACCAUGUGUGCGUGUGUGAGUGUGUGUGCGUGCGAGGGAGCGAGGGAGUGAGUGUGUGUGUGAGUGUGUGUGUGUGUAUGUGUGUGUGUGUGAGUGUGUGUGUGUGAGUGUGUGUGUGGUUGGGGGGAAUAGAGACAGCUUGCAUCUCUCAUCCUGUGCUCUCUGGAUCCCAGCUUGCUGUUUGCUGGGGAGGAGAGGGAGGAAACACAUUUUGCUCCCUGCAAAACGGCUUUAUUUAUUUUUGGGACGAACCUCCAGCCUUUCCCCCAGGGUGGGGAGAGCUCAAAACAGCAAAUUCUGAUCCGAACCCGGGAGCUCAGCUGCUGCCUCAGAAGCAAGAGAGGAGGGAAAAUCGGCCUUCUUCGGGCAGAGACUGACCCCAGGACUGCCAGAGACGAGGGGGUUCGUCUGCCCGUGUCCUUCUCCUCCUCCUCCUCCCGCCUCCCCACCCCUCACCCCCCACGGUAUUUUUCUCCUUCUCGCUUUCAUGCUCAUCUCCACAUGAAGGGAAGACUCCCUGCGGACAGCAUGGCAUGAGCCCGGAGCCGGCGCGUGAGAGUGAGCGUGGAAGAUGUCGAACCAGAGCGACGGCAACACCAAGCCCCCAUGCUUGCCCCGCAAUGGCCUGGUAAAGCUCGCCAGCCAGCCCAACGGCCUCAGCUCUGCCAGCAUCACCAAAGGGACCCCGGCUGUGAAGAACCGCCUCUGCCAGCUGCCCCCUGUGCCUGCCCUCACCAGCCCGGCCUUCCCAGUGCCCCCUGAACGACCCCUGCCCAGCCUGGCGUCCCCCCUCUCCUUAGCUGCCUUGGCAGGGGGGCCGUGCCCCUCCUCCGAGCCCCUUGCAGCUGGACUGUCCUCUGGUGAGAACCCGGGCCAGGCUCCCGCAUCCCCCACAGAGAGGCAGCCCUUGGCGGUGGAUGAGAAGAUCCUCAAUGGCCUCUUCUGCUACUUCUCGGCCUGUGAGAAGUGUGUGCUGGCCCAGGUGUGCAAAGCCUGGCGGAGGGUGCUCUACCAGCCCAAGUUCUGGGUGGGCCUCACCCCGGUCCUGCACGCCAAGGAGCUGUACAACGUGCUUCCUGGCGGGGAGAAGGAGUUUGUGAACUUGCAGGGCUUCGCCACGCGGGGCUUUGAUGGCUUCUGCCUGGUGGGCGUCUCGGACCUGGACAUUUGUGAAUUCAUUGACAACUACUCCCUGUCAAAGAAAGGUGUCAAGUCCAUGAGCCUCAAGCGGUCUACUAUCACCGACGCCGGCCUGGAGGUCAUGCUGGAGCAGAUGCAAGGCGUGGUUCGCCUGGAGCUGUCCGGCUGCAACGACUUCACCGAGGCCGGGCUGUGGUCCAGCCUCAACGCCCGCAUCACGUCGCUGAGCGUCAGCGACUGCAUCAAUGUGGCCGACGACGCCAUCGCCGCCAUCUCGCAGCUGCUGCCCAACCUGGCCGAGCUGAGCCUGCAAGCGUACCACGUGACGGACACGGCCCUGGCCUACUUCACGGCCAAGCAGGGCUACACCACCCACACCCUGCGGCUGCACUCGUGCUGGGAGAUCACCAACCACGGCGUGGUCAACAUGGUGCACAGCCUGCCCAACCUCACCGCCCUCAGCCUCUCGGGCUGCUCCAAGGUCACCGACGAUGGCGUGGAGCUCGUGGCCGAGAACCUGCGCAAGCUGCGCAGCCUCGACCUCUCCUGGUGCCCGCGCAUCACCGACAUGGCGCUCGAGUAUAUCGCCUGCGACCUGCACAAACUCGAGGAGCUGGUGCUCGACAGGUGUGUCCGAAUCACAGACACUGGGCUCAGCUACCUGUCCACCAUGUCUUCACUCCGAAGCCUCUACCUACGAUGGUGCUGUCAGGUGCAGGACUUUGGGCUGAAACACCUCUUGGCCAUGAGGAGUUUGCGCCUCCUCUCUCUUGCAGGCUGUCCCCUGCUGACCACCACGGGGCUCUCUGGCCUGGUGCAGUUGCAGGAACUGGAAGAACUGGAACUGACCAACUGCCCUGGAGCCACCCCUGAGCUCUUCAAGUAUUUCUCCCAGCACCUCCCCCGAUGUCUGGUCAUAGAGUAGGGGCCCGGUCGGGUUCAGCCCCAUCCACCUUGGGACUUGACCCUUCUUGCCCCACUCAGCUUCCUCCCUUCUCCAUUCAGUUUCAUUUUCCCAUAGGGACCUGGGUCAUACUCCACAUAGGACCUAGGAGGCCUAGGAACCCAGCCUAGCUUUCCCCCCACUCCACCACUGCUCUGCCCUCACCAUCCUCUGCGUCAACUUGCCAACUAACUCAAGCCAGGAAUAACUAAGGGGGGAAAGAGGAGGGCAGCUGGCUUCCCUGUUUGGGCCAGUAGCUGGAGGGAGCGAUGGGGAGCUAAGGAGAUUGGCUCUUCCUCUCGGCUAGGCUUGGAAGGAUGGGCAGCGCUGGGGCCCUGCUUCCCACACUCACACACCGCUGCUCAGAUGCUCAGGAGCAACUUGAUUAUCCCCUUACUGCUGCCUUCCUGCCCCUAAUGCUCUCAACUACUUCUGCCCUUCCCUCCCUGGGGUAGGACAGAGGCAGCUUUAGGUGGUGGGACAGCAUUUACCCCGGGUGGUCCCAAAGAAUCCUGGGACCCCCAUUUCGGGGCAAGAAGGAGAAGAUUCCUGCUUUUGAACCUACACACACGUUUGCACACAGAUGCACACACACACACACACACACACAAUCUCGACUCAGACUUAUCCAGAACCAAAUUCUGGCAAAAGUCUCGAGGCUCAUACCCAGGGCCCCUUUCAACUGCUCUCCCACUUUAAAUUCUCCCCUAGAACACACACACACACACACACACACACACACACACACGACACCAUAUACCCUGAAGCCUCAGGCCUUCCAGCUAAACCAAUGGGUGCUGGGCAUGGUACCAUUUGUCAUGGAGGGCUACUGGACAGAGCCUAUCCCCAGGACCUCUCAUGGGUUGAUAAGUGGCAGAAAGUGGGGAUGGAUUAAGACAGAGGCUCUGAAAGAGCAGGGAAGCAUAAUGCCCUGGGGAAAGUGGGGUGAGAGAAAUGACCCCACUUUCUCUGUCCUCAUGGUCUGGAAUGCUGUUUCCCAAGUGGUAGGCUCAUCCUGUCCUUCAGGGAGAAGGAACCCCUCCCCUUCCUCGACUAUGAGCACAUACACAUACAUGGGUACACAUGUGCAUGCCCCUCUGUGCCCUGCUCUGCACGCCUGCCCACAAUCAUGUUCACCCAUGCACAAAUCCUAUCCCACCCACCCCAGCUCAGGCAGCUCUAUCCCAUUUCCCCCAAGACCUCUGGCCAGAGCGGCCCCUUUGGAUCCCAGUCCUGGGUGGAGGUUAAGUGGAAAUAGACCCUUAAUGAAGGCUAGUUUUGUUUCAAAAGGUACUGAAGAGAAUCUUUAAUCUAGGUCACUGUUCCCCAGGACAAGAGUUAAGGCCCGGAGUGUUCACGGCAAAGCCCACAUCUCUCGUUUCUCCCCAUCUUUUUCCCUCUAGCUUCCUGCCUCCUUUCGUCCCCCUCCUCUUCCUUGUUCUCAGAUUCAGCUGUUUGCUCUAGCUCCCUUGUGCCCCAUUGGGCCCAUUUUCCAAAGUAAGGCCACCGGCUAGCCAUGUCCAGCAUGCAUCGCUGGGGGCAGAGGAGGGACUCUCUUAGGCUUUGCUUUUGAACAGAAGCAUUUCCUUUUUCUGUUCCCAUCCCUCCAGUAUCUUCCCCAAAUCUUCAGUUUGGGGAGAGGUGUUGGUUUCCCCUCAUGGGGAAAUUGAGGUAUGUAGUUCCAGCAGGCAAUCUGAAUGAUCCUGUGAGCACAGAAUGAAGCUGAGGGUCUCACUUUUACUCCCACUCCAGAUGGUUCUGCUGUUUCCUAACCACUGUGAGGUCUGGGAUAUGUCAAGGAUGUGGUAGGGAAAAUGUCCAAGGUCUCCCCUUCAGCUCCUGAUUCCCUAUCCUCCUUGUUUCAGGGAGUUCCUAUUGACUUAGGCCAAAUUCUCCCUCCCUCACCCUGGGUACAGCAUUUAGAACCAUGGCCUGAGGCAGGCCUGCAAGACCAUACUCUGCCAUUGGAAUCUUCUUCCUUAUGGUUGGGGUCCAGGGGAAAGGGAAGAAGGAGAAAGACUCCUAUAAUAGGAUUGCUAGAGGAGACCUGGAAGUGCAGGAUGUAGGUAAGGAAUGAGCCGAACAGGGGGCCUAUUCCUGGGGUUGGGUACAGUGUUUCCAGGGUUCAGAUUUCUGUCUAGAUUGGGCUCUCUCUUCCUGGUCUCAACCCACUCCAUUGUUGAUAUGGCUCCUUCCCUGCAUCUCCCAGAAGGGAAAUGGGACUGGGGCCUGGGGCCUAGAGCUAAACCUCUCCCUUCCACCUACUCCCCCUCCUUUAGGAAAAAGCUUCCAGGGUUCCCCAAAUACACUCUGGUUGCUGGAAUAAGCUCUCUCUGUCCACAAGCUUCCAAAAUCCCUCAUUGCUCUGAGGGCCAAUGGCACAGCGGUGGGUUUUUUCAGCACUGAAACCCAAUCGAUGUCUUUAUGCUUUGGGGUUUGGGAACCAUUUAUACCCUGUCCUGCCUAGGCUGGGACCCAACCCCAUAUGCCCCAAGGACAACUCCAACCAGCAACUCUGAUCUUCCACAGCAUCAUGGUGGGGGAGAGGACUUCUUUAUUGGCCACCCUGAUCCAACUUCUCCCCCCAUCCCCACUCCACCCACCUCCGAUGGUCUCUGAUGAUGGCCGCAUAAGAUCCUAAAGCAUUUGGAAGUCCGGGAUUCUGGAAUCGAAAGUUGGCACCAUCCUAGCAAGAGAGCUGAGGAGGGGAAGUUGGUUCCCCUCCCAUUCCAAACAGGAGAUCCCCAGGAGACACGGCUCCCCUCACCUCAUCCUGGGAGUGAAGAGAUCAUUCUGAUCGGAAGAGACAAAUCUAACCCUAAAGCGAAGAGACAAAUCUAACCCUAAAGCUUCACACAUUCUCCCCUUCCCCCCUUCCUCCCCACUCAGAGAGGAAAAGAGAGAGAAAGAGGGGGGAAAGAGAGAGAGAGAAUAGACAGAGAGAGAGAGAGAGGAGAGAGAGAGAGAAAGAGAGAGAGAGAGAGAGAAAGAGAGAGAGAGAGAGAAAGAGAGAUUGUUGAAGUGCAACAGAGAAAUGAUUUGACAGCCCAAAGAUUUUUCCUGUAUCCUGGGAGCCAGACCAUCUGGCCUGGGGCUCCGGGCUGACUUGGUUCUAAGCCAGUUUUCUCAUCCCCCCUUCUCUGUUUUGUACCCCCUGGGGUCAGGGAGGGGAAUGGGAGAAGUGUUCAUUGGUCCAAAGUAUUAAAGUAACUGAAGCUGUGAUAUUUCCAACUACUGUAGGAGGAAAAUAAAAGGGAGAUAGGAAAAAAAAAAAAAACCCAACCCUGAAAACCAUUUUCUUACUGUACAUAACAACCUCAUUCUCCUGUAUAUGCGGAAGAUAUAACCUUAUAUUUGGUAAGUGUUUCUUGUGCUAUUUUAUCACGUGAUCUGUUUAUAAAAAUAUAUAUUAAAAAAAAGUUGCAAAAA